UCCUAACAUCUCAUAUAUAUAUUGGGAGGAGUGAGGAGGCCUUUAUUCACAACAAAUCAUAGUCUGAGCAUCCUUACUUACAGCAAAUACACCACACAGUAAACACGAAAUGAGAGGGCUCAUCCUUGUCUGUCUCUCAGCUCUUCUUGCUUCAUGUUAUGCAAAGAAAGAAUCCAGGAUCGAAUAUGUUGGGAGGUUACAGAGAGAUCUGUUUCAAGAUUAUGAUUCUGAGAUUAUUCCUCUGGCUGACAGCCUUGACGGAGAGACUGGGUUGAAUGUUUCGGUUGGGCUCAACAUGGUUUAUAUGGAUAUGACUGCCGAAGGACAUCUUGAUAUGAACCUGUGGCUGAAGACCUCAUGGAUAGAUGAGCGUUUAGCCUGGGAUCCUAAAGAAUAUCAUGAUAUUGACUCCAUCAGAGUUCCAGCUCAUAAUAUCUGGAUUCCUGAUCUAGAGGUUUAUAACAAUCUAGGAUAUGGAUCAGAAUAUAUCAAUGAUGUUCUGAAGUCCAGGAGUACCAAUACUGUUAUUAUGUCUAAUGGUUUGGUUAUCUAUGUUCCUGCUGCCAAGCUGACUGUUCCAUGUAAUGAUAAGGAGUUUGCUGACUGGCCGUGGGGAGAAUAUGAUUGCUCCAUCAAGCUGGGAUCUUGGACUUACAGCGGAUAUUUAAUUAAUCUACAAAAGUGCGAGGAUAAGAACUACAUCACCAAUGAAUCUGUGGAAGAGGGCAUUUCCCCAGUUUUCUUCACAGAGAACUCGUUCCAGGAGGAAUCCUUGAACAGUGAUUUUUAUCCUUGCUGUCAGGAACCAUAUCCAGCUCUUCAUUACAAGUUCAAAGUUCAGCGUGGAUUCCAAAUUGGAGCAGAUGGCAAGCAAGAAAACCCCUCACCAGUUCCAGCCUAUAAACCAGCAAAAAACUAAUUAUAUUGAAAAUUUGAAAAUUUUCUCUUUUUUGAUUUAAUAUUUCUCUCUUUACAUUAAUUCUAUAGAAUAAUAUUUGUUUAAUCCUCUAUGCAGUAUAUGUAUGUACCAUCUUCAAAAACAUUUCUGUAGAUUUUAAAAUUUUACGAUUAAAUCAGGAAUAAAGGUAUCUUCAAAUGA
This is a messenger RNA of Eurytemora carolleeae, 1099 nucleotides long. Its product is annotated as acetylcholine receptor subunit alpha-type acr-16. Lineage: Eukaryota; Metazoa; Arthropoda; Copepoda; Calanoida; Temoridae. The transcript is spliced from 10 exons. The record is from RefSeq and is a predicted model, not a curated record. The coding region runs from base 110 to 919 and encodes 269 amino acids. Gene Ontology annotation, cellular component: membrane; synapse; neuron projection. Gene Ontology annotation, molecular function: neurotransmitter receptor activity; transmembrane signaling receptor activity; extracellular ligand-gated monoatomic ion channel activity. Gene Ontology annotation, biological process: regulation of membrane potential; chemical synaptic transmission; nervous system process.